AUGGUCUAUUACGCAUUAAUAAAAUACACGCCUUCUGAGCCUCACUAUCGCUAUAUUGUGGCCGCUCCUGACCCCGAGACAAUUGAUGAAUGGUGGCGGGUGGUGUCUGAGAAGGCGGGCGUUCAAUGGAACCGACUUGCACCGGAUUACUACUCAUUCAACCACGGCCUUGUUUGGGACAGUGCACCGGAAUUCAACGAUCGGCUGAUGUACAGCCUACUCAAUGAUCGCGAUGGCAGGUUCAUGGGUGCGUUUACACAGCAGCCACGGACGGACCACAUCAGCGGCCAGACAUUCUUUAUUCGGUCCAAAUCCAGCCCGUAUAUCUAUUGGGCGGUAAAAGACAACCGCAUCUACGCGAGCAGAUUCAGUCGGACCCGCUUCCGCAUCAAGAUCGAGGGCGAAACCAAACCGAAGGUCAUGAUCGGUAAAGAUAGGAUUUCCAUUACGCUCACGACUAAUUCAGCACAAUACCUGAGCAUCAGCAGCAAUGGGGAACUAAGUGUUGAGGGGAGCGGGAGCGCCGGUGGCAUAUUCUUUAGCCAUUUCAAAAAGGGUUUUCUAGCCGACGGUUAUGAGAUAGGCGAUGAUGUCAAUGCUGCCGUAAGGAGAGUCGGCAACGAUGAUGGCGAAGAAUGGGAGCUCGUACAAUAG
This is a messenger RNA of Trichoderma citrinoviride, 654 nucleotides long. RefSeq lists its product as hypothetical. Bases 1 to 654 code for a protein of 217 amino acids. Lineage: Eukaryota; Fungi; Ascomycota; Sordariomycetes; Hypocreales; Hypocreaceae. The record is from RefSeq and is a predicted model, not a curated record. The transcript is spliced from 3 exons.